Messenger RNA from Papilio polytes (common Mormon), 1353 nucleotides. Its product is annotated as stearoyl-CoA desaturase 5-like. Gene Ontology annotation, cellular component: endoplasmic reticulum membrane. Gene Ontology annotation, biological process: unsaturated fatty acid biosynthetic process. The record is from RefSeq and is a predicted model, not a curated record. Gene Ontology annotation, molecular function: stearoyl-CoA 9-desaturase activity; iron ion binding. The transcript is spliced from 8 exons. The coding region runs from base 127 to 1221 and encodes 364 amino acids. NCBI's taxonomy places the organism in Eukaryota, Metazoa, Arthropoda, Insecta, Lepidoptera, Papilionidae.
GCCGCUGGUCCGUACGUAAACGAUAUAAAGGACCCUUUACAUGUGCUGUUUAUAUCGAGUUCGACCGGUGUGUGCUCUUAUUAGUGUACGUGCUAUUUAUUGUUGAAGAUAUUCAACUUAUGAAAAAUGCCACCAUAUCAAGGUGAUAACAUGGCGCAAAUGAAGAGAAUGGCUAACGACGACGUGCAAUACACCAAAAGAAGAGAUUACGAAUGGCAAAUAGUAUGGAGAAACGUCUUGGCUUUCAUCUAUUUGCACGUCGCCUCAUUGUACGGCAUUUACCUCAUACUGACCUUGAAAUCGAAGAUAUUGACGUUAUUAUUCGCUUUAUUCUUCGGGGUGCUCUCAGCUAUGGGGGUGACGGCGGGCGCACACCGGCUGUGGGCACACAACGCGUACAAGGCGCGAUGGCCGUUGAGACUUUUCUUAGCUGUGAUGCAGACUAUGGCCUUUCAGAACCACAUAUAUGAGUGGGUGCGGGAUCACAGGGUCCAUCACAAGUUUACUGAGACGGACGCCGAUCCUCACAAUGCGCGUCGCGGUUUCUUCUUCUCGCACAUCGGCUGGCUGAUGGUGCGCAAACACAAGGACGUCUUCGAGAAGGGCGCCACUGUCGACAUGUCUGAUCUAGAAAAAGAUCCGAUUGUCAUGUUUCAAAAGAAAACAUAUCUGGUUGUGAUGCCGCUGUUGUGCUUCAUACUGCCGGCGUGGGUGCCGGUAGCGCUAUGGGGUGAGAACCCCUGGCACUCGUGGUAUGUCGCCUCAAUGUUCCGGUACACACUGUCGCUGCACUUCACCUGGCUCGUAAACUCCGCCGCUCACAUCUGGGGCAACCGCCCGUAUGACAAAUACAUAGGCGCUACGGACAAUAAAACAGUUGCUAUUUGCGCCUUCGGGGAAGGUUGGCACAACUACCACCACGUGUUCCCAUGGGACUACAAAGCGGCGGAAUUGGGUCAAUACAGUACAAAUUUUUCCACAGCUCUGAUCGAUUGGGCGGCAAAAUACGGAUUGGCUUACGAUUUGAAGACCGUUUCCGCUGAUAUGAUCAGGAAAAGAGUAACAAGAACUGGUGACGGAUCACAUCCAUACAGCAAAGAGACAAAGAAGAUUGAAGACGAUCAUCAUCAUCCAGAGAAUCCGGUGUGGGGCUGGGAGGACACGGACAUGCCAGAGGAAGACAGAAAACUCGCAGAAAUUACGAACAAAAUUACGGAAUAAUUGCAAUUACGCUAAUAGCCAAUGCUUAAUUUUAACGGUGUACAUUUGUACUCAUUAGAGCGCGCGCACACUUCUUACUAAAAUAUCGCAUAACUGUUUAGUCGCUCUCUGAUUGCUAUGAGCUUAUAUGUA